CCUCAAUUAGACAUUCCAAAAACUAAAACUAAAACCAAAUGGAUUAUGACAAUAAACCUCAUGCAGUUCUAGUUCCAUACCCAGCACAAGGUCAUGUUAACCCUUUUAUGAAGCUUGGAAAGCUUCUUCAUUUCCAUGGCUUUCACAUCACUUUUGUCAACACCGAAUUCAAUCACCAACGUCUCAUUCGUGCCAAAGGUCCUCAAUCCGUCGAGGGUUUGCCAGACUUUCGGUUUGAGACCAUCCCAGAUGGCAUGCCUUAUUCAGAACGAGACGCGACUCAAGACAUUCCCAUGCUUUGUGACAUGACAAGAAAGACGUGUUUGGGCCCGUUUAAGGAAUUGUUGUGUAGGUUGAACUCGUCGAAUGGAGGCCCGCCCGUUAGCUGUGUCAUUGGUGAUGGUGUGAUGACCUUUACUAUACAAGCUGCUAAAGAUCUAGGGAUUCCAGAAGUUCAGUUUUGGACAUCUCCACCAUGUGCUUUCAUGAGUUUUUUGCAUUAUAGAGAGUUUAUUAAAAGAGGAAUUGUUCCUUUUAAAGAUGAUAGCUAUUUGACCGAUGGCACACUUGAGAAACCAAUUGAUUGGAUACCAGGGAUGAGCAGUAUUCGUUAUAAAGAUGUUCCAAGCUUCAUUAGAACAACCGAUCCUAAUGAUAUCAUGUUUGAUUUCAUGGGGGAGGAAGCUCAAAAUAACUUGAAUGCUUCCGCAAUUAUAUUCAAUACUUUUGAUGCACUAGAACACAAAGUAUUGGAAGCUAUUGCUUCUAAAUUCAAUUAUCAUAACAUUUAUACAAUAGGCCCGCUCCCAUUACUAGCCAAAUAUGUGCCACACGAUAACCCGGUACAAACAUUAAACUCGAGUCUAUGGAAGCCAGACUCGACAUGUUUAAAAUGGCUAGACCAAAAAAAAGAAGGGUCGGUAAUCUAUAUCAAUUAUGGAAGUAUAACCACUAUGACCGAUCAACACUUGAUUGAAUUCGCGUGGGGUUUAGCGAAUAGUAUGCAACCAUUUUUAUGGAUUCUUAGACCCGACGUGACAAUGGGAGAUUCAACAAUGUUACCUAAUGAUUUCUUAGAAGAAAUCAAGGAUAGAGGACUAAUCGUGAGUUGGUGCGCACAAGAUCAAGUGUUAGCGCACCCUGCAGUGGGUGCGUUUUUAUCACAUUGUGGAUGGAACUCGACUACUGAAAGCAUACUUGAAGGUGUCCCGUUAAUAUGUUGGCCAUUCUUUUCGGAUCAACAAACAAAUUGUCGAUAUGCAUGUGUCGAAUGGGGAAUUGGGAUGGAGAUUAAUCAUGAUGUGAAGCGCAAUGAAGUUGAAGUUCUUGUAAAAGAAAUGUUACAAGGGGAGAAAGGAAAGGAAAUGAGAAGAAACGCCAAAGAAUGGAAAACAAAAGCAAAAGAAGCUAGUGAAAUUGAUGGUUCGUCAUAUAAUAACUUUCAACGGUUUAUGAAAGAAAGUCUUCUCUCAAAACAUACUUCCCACAUUUAG
Erigeron canadensis is the source of this 1493-nucleotide messenger RNA. Its product is annotated as linamarin synthase 2-like. The transcript has 2 exons. The record is from RefSeq and is a predicted model, not a curated record. Gene Ontology annotation, molecular function: UDP-glycosyltransferase activity. NCBI's taxonomy places the organism in Eukaryota, Viridiplantae, Streptophyta, Magnoliopsida, Asterales, Asteraceae. Bases 39 to 1493 code for a protein of 484 amino acids.